AUGGCGCGCUCCGCCAUUGUCCAGGAGUAUAAUCCGCCUCCCACAACAACGCCCACUCUCAGUCUCGACCAGAAGGUUUCCCUUGAGCGACAGACAAAUGGUAUUCCUCGUCCGCAAGGCUACCGGGUCUCCUGGCACGCCAACCCGGCCGUGGAGCCACACCACUUUGGCCAGUCGCAUCCGAUGAAGCCCUGGCGGCUGACGCUCACGAAACAACUCGUCAUGGCGUACGGGAUGCAUCACGCGAUGGACCUCUACUUGGCCCGGGCGGCGACAUACGAGGAGCUGGCUGAUUUCCACACAACAGACUACCUGGAUUUCCUGCAGCAGGUAAUGCCGGGAGACAUGGAGAACCCGGCGCAGAGCGAGAAUGUCGCACGGUUCAACUUUGGCGACGACUGCCCCAUCUUCAACGGGCUGUACAACUACUGCUCGCUGUACGCGGGCGGCAGCAUCGACGCGGCACGCAAAUUGUGCAACAACCAGUCCGAAAUCGCGGUGAACUGGUCCGGGGGCCUGCACCACGCCAAAAAGGCCGAGGCGAGCGGCUUCUGCUACGUCAACGACAUCGUCCUCGGCGUCCUGCAGCUGCUGCGGCACCACCCGCGCGUCAUGUACAUCGACAUUGACGUGCACCACGGUGAUGGCGUCGAGCAGGCCUUCUGGUCGACCGAUCGCGUCCUCACCGUCUCCUUCCACAAAUACGACCGCGACAACUUCUUCCCCGGCACGGGCCCUCUGGACAGCAACGGCCCCACCCACCCGCUCAAUCCGGGCGCCCACCACGCUAUCAACGUCCCCCUCAACGACGGCAUUGACGACGAGUCCUACAUCCAGCUCUUUCGCGACGUCAUCGGCCCCUGCAUCAACACCUACCAUCCCGGCGCCAUCGUCCUGCAGUGCGGUGCCGACUCGCUCGGCUGCGACCGCCUCGGCUGCUUCAACCUCAACGUCGGCGCCCACGGCGCCUGCGUCGCCUUCGUCAAGACCUUUGGCCUCCCGAUGCUCGUCGUCGGCGGCGGCGGCUACACCCCGCGCAACGUGUCCCGCGCCUGGGCCCACGAGACCUCCAUCCUCAUCGACGCCCAGGACCUCAUCGACCCCAACAUCCCUGACACCGUCGCCUUCCGCAACCACUUCGGCCCAGACUACUCCCUCUUCCCGCCCCUGUCCGAGAUGCGCAAGCUCGAAAACAAGAAUACCCGCCAGUACCUCGCCAGCCUCGUCCAAACCGUCCACGAGCAGCUCCGCUACAUCAAGGGCGCCCCCAGCGUGCAGAUGAGCUUCAUCCCCCCGGACAUUCUGGGCCUGCGCGAGGACACGGAGAAGGAGAUUGAGGAGGCCACCGCCAUGCUUGAAGAGGAGCGCGAGGAGCGGGACGGCGCCGGCGGCACAGUGGCCAAGGCCGGUCGACGGCGGGAGCUCGAGAAGGGUCUGGGGACCCGUGGGGAACUGUAUGCAUGA
Messenger RNA from Aspergillus clavatus NRRL 1, 1464 nucleotides. RefSeq names its product histone deacetylase HOS2 (gene hosA). Gene Ontology annotation, molecular function: histone deacetylase activity. NCBI's taxonomy places the organism in Eukaryota, Fungi, Ascomycota, Eurotiomycetes, Eurotiales, Aspergillaceae. Bases 1 to 1464 code for a protein of 487 amino acids. The record is from RefSeq and is a predicted model, not a curated record. The transcript has a single exon.